Quercus lobata is the source of this 1751-nucleotide messenger RNA. RefSeq names its product putative disease resistance protein RGA3. The transcript has 5 exons. Lineage: Eukaryota; Viridiplantae; Streptophyta; Magnoliopsida; Fagales; Fagaceae. The coding region runs from base 142 to 1206 and encodes 354 amino acids. The record is from RefSeq and is a predicted model, not a curated record.
UUGGAAGUGUAUCAGUACAAGAUUGUGAAAUUUUCAAGUUGGGUCUCUUCUCUGGUAAAUCUUGUUAAUUUAAGCAUAGAGAAUUGUAAAAGAUGCAGAUAUCUGCCACCAUUGUCUCAUCUCCCCUCUUUAAAAUCUCUAAUGCUUGAUACGAUGAAUUUAGAGUACAUAUCCGAUAAUGAUAUGAGUAAAGAGGUGCCUGCUUCAUCCACAACACUAUCAACAGCGUUCUUCCCAUCUUUAAAGUCAUUCACAAUAGAAGAAUGUCCUAAUUUGAAGGGAUGGUGGGGGAGAACACCAGAUCAUCAACAAGAUCAGUCUCACCACUCACUACCUUUAUUUCCUCUUCUUUCUCGUUUGCAGAUUAGUAAUUGCCCUAAAAUGACUUCCAUGCCCCUGUUUCCCAAUCUCGAAGAACGGCUAUUUUUAUCGAAUGUCAGUUUGAGGCCUUUGCAAGAGACAAUGUCAAUGAAUUUUUCAGUUCCCUCUUCCUCCUCCUCAUUAUCCUCUUCUUCUCCUCUCUCCAAAUUAAAUAAGAUGACUUUAGUUUCUAUAGAAGAUAUAGAGUCUCUUCCGGCUAAGUGGGCACUAUAUUCUCUCAAGGAACUACACAUUCGGAAUUGCCCUAGACUAACAUCUAUGUCUGGAGCGGUGCAUUAUCUCACCUCCCUCUGUUCGCUAUCAGUUGGCAAUUGCGAGGAGUUCGAUCCAUUAAGAGACAUGCAUGAUGAUGGCAUGGAAUGGCGAUGCCUCAUUUGCCUCUGUGAUUUAUAUAUUAGUGGCAUUCCGAAACUGAAGUCUCUCCCUGUGGGUCUUCAAUGUAUUUCCACCCUAAAAAAGCUCACCAUUUCAAACUGUCCCAAUUUAAUGACUUUGCUGGAGCUCACCUCACUUGAAUAUCUUCAUAUUAAAAGAUGCGAGCCUAAUCUGACAUCACCUCUUGAGAUUAGUUGUCUCACUUCUUUACGGUCGCUGGAUAUUGGAGACUUUCCCAAUUUGAUUACUUUUCCCGAAUCAAUUGGGAAUCCAAUCUCAUUUGAAACGCUUUCCAUUUGGGGAUGUCCCAAUCUCACAACACUACCUGAUGAUGGUUUUCUCAAGUCUUUACAAAAACUGGAAAUUCGGAAUUGUCGUCAGUUAGCGGAAAAAUACAAAAAUAAAAUCGAUAAGGAUUUCCCUAAUUUGGAAAUCGAUUGGGGGUAUUGAGACCACAGCAGCAAACGACUCUACUUCGUCUUCUGCAACGGCCACUCCCCUCUUUCACUUGGCAGAAAUUGCUGGGGAAUGGUCUAAGACUACUCGCAUCCAAAAUUGAAUGUAUUUCAGAAGGAUAUACUAUAGAAUGUGGAAAAGCGGGGAAUAUAAAAACAGACCAGAGUUUGUGAUCUCCAAAGGGAGUCAAUACUGCAAUUAUUUUGGCACGGAUAAAGAUCACAACAAGGUGUUAACAGAAGAGUUGUUCCUUUUCAAGAAUGGCUUCAUUAUGCACACAGCUGAUUUCUUAGUGAAGCUAUUGAAAAUUUUCAAACCUAAACAGGUUUAGUGAAUUCAUCAGUUAUUGAAUUCUGAAUGUGGGAGCUUCGAAUUUGGAAACACAGUUUUUUGUGAAUUUACUGCAACUACAAGAAAAUAAACUGGUGUAAAUCUCCCUCUUAUCUUUAUAUAUCUUAUUUCAAAGAUUAGGUUUUGCAAGAUGGUAGAAAUUGUAUUAUUUUCCCCUCUUUUCCUUUUUUUUAAAGUUAAUUCUCAAA